CAGACCAUAAUUUCCCGAUCUAGUACCUACACUUGGCUGCCGAUACGGGCCGGCCAUGGGAAGGAUCAUUAAUAUUGGGCCGCUCCUGCCAGACAAAGUCCGUUGCACUUGCUCUGAUACUUGACUGCCAACCCUUUCAAUUCACUUUUCAUUCCUCAUCUAAAAAAUCAUGUCCCCAGCUCAGGAGGAGCAAGAAAAGGCUUCAACGUCCAUCCUCAAGGAGAGACGAUUCAAGCUCAGUAGAGCGUGUGAUCGCUGUCGUCGAAGGAGAAUCAAAUGCGAUGAGGGUCAUCCAUGUCAGGCUUGUCUCACCGCAAAUUCACCCUGUACCUUCGAAGAACCAGGAAAGCGAACACAUCCUCAUAAAUCAAAAAGAACUGCGACCCUAGAAGAUAGAAUGCAUCAACUCGAAACUCUCAUUCAAGCAAUCCCCCCUGCUGUCUUCGCUGCUGGAGGUGCGGGUGCAUCUGCACUUACAUCCUCACAAUUGUUAUCUUCAGAUAACAUUGCUAGCCCUUUGGUGUCUUUCGCCUCAGCAAACCAUAGCUUUCCUUCGGGUGUCCCACCCCCAUCUCUCCACGUUUUCCCACUCACCAAUCCAUCUACCCACUUCAGGGCAUCUCCAUCCAUGAGUUCUCCGCGGGCUCAGAGUCCAAACACGGCAUUUUCCUCCAUGCUUGGGCAGUCGUCUCAUACCCCAAAUGGAUCAAACUGCGAACAACCGGAAGAGACUACACGCAUGUCUAUAUGUGCCUCCUAUCUGUACUUCGAUGAUGAAGGCUACACCCGUUGGCAAGGAGAGACUUCUGGCCUUCCUCUCUUAGACCUUUUGGUCGAAAAUCACACCCAAGUCAAGUCUGAAACGGAGAAAGACUCCCCAGAUCCGGCAUGGGCAAAUCCAUCCCCUCAUACUGCCAACCCAACUUGGUUUCCGAAUAGGACGCCUAGACGCACAGACGUCAAUCCUGAAACGUUGUGGCGCCUUAUCACAUCAUAUAUAGUUCCAGAGCUCAUGGACAGCCUAGUUCAAUGCUUUUUGUGUACUUCUUACUACCUGCUGCCAUUCCUACAUGUUCCGACAUUUCUAGGGGACUAUGGAAAUCCCAGAAAGUGGGGUGAACCCGGUUUCGCAGCGUUAAUUGUAGCUAUAUGCUGCCUCGCGUCCCGUCAUAUCGAUGAUCCGAGAGUACGAUCAGAUCCUAGUGAUGGGAUAUCUGCCGGCACUCAAUGGUUCGAAUUGUUUGGACGCCUACGUACUCUUCCGAUUGCGGACCAUCCCACAUUGUACACUAUCCAGGCCGAUCUAAUCGCCGCGGUCUAUGCUGUUGGUCUGGGAAAACUUUCAAAAGCAGCAGCACUCUUAUCAGAGGCUAUCACCGUGUCGAUAGAUACUGGCCUCCAUCGAUCGGCCGACACCUAUGACCUCUUUAAUCCCAUCGAGGACGAAGUCCGCAAGCGCACAUUCUGGUGCGUAUACCUAUGGGAUAAACAGCUAUCUGCCCACUUUGGCAGACCCCCGAUGAUUCGCCUUCGGGACACAGACAUUGGAGAACCUGCUGUUGUAGAUGACGAGUUCAUCACACUUGAUGGGAUGCUUCCACAACCCGCAGGAACAGAGAGCCGUAUGAGUGCGUUUAUCGCCGCUGUGAGGAUCAUGGUCGUAAUGGAGUCGGUGUUGGACAUACCGCCUCCACGCGAUCGGUCGGGUGACACUUCUCCAUUCUUGUUACGCGCUGCAGGCGUACUGUCUGGCCACGUACGUCCAAAAGACCUGCGCGAAGAGGAAGCAUUGCUAGACGAAAUCCGCCGAUCAAUACCCCCGUACUGGGCGCACACGUCGGCAACAUUAGCGAGUGAUGAUGUGAUCAGGGUCACCCAGGCCGUGCGUUUGCACUGCGCUGAGCAGUAUGUCAGAAUGUUGAUCCAUCGACAUCGCUUCUCAAAUUUUGUGGCGGAGAGAGCGUACAAUGCGCUGAUGGAGGAGGAUCCCGCGGACAUGGAGAAGGAGGAGAUGAGUGCGGCGCAGUCAUGUGCGCUGCAGAUUAUCUCGUCGCACAUGCAGGUAGCAGGGAAGGGUCUGAUGACGUAUUAUGGUGUGCAUGUGAUUCACCAGCUCACACAAGCAGGAAGAACCCUUAUCACCAUAUUGAUUAAUUGCAAGACCGAGAAACUCCAACAUUUGAUUCAGCCGGCGAUUGACGCGCUUCGAUCGUGUGUUGGGUUAUUAAGGCGAUUCAGUGGGCGAUACGUGUGUGGACAAAGAUCAGGCGAUCUGAUGGAAGAAUUUUGUCGUUUGACGCAAAUUCCUCUGGAGCCCUCUCGCCCAGAAGGUCAGGAACAGCCAAGUUCGCGGCCUCCCUGGAUCAGACCUAUCCGCAAGAAAACACCCAGCGUGGCUGCCAAGGGUGCAGGCAGUGACGGUGGGUCGCAACAUAGCAGUCCCGAGGCUUUCUCACCCUCCGAGUUCUUCGUUGACCCUGUUCUUGGAGCCACGAGCCCACAAACCAUACCGCAGAGCGCCUUUUCGCCAGCACCUAUGCCCUCAUCAUCACAAUAUCUACGGCGGUUGUCGCUUUCGGCGCCGAGUUUUAUGGACCCAGGUGGCAUGGGCAUGGACGCGUCUCCGGGAAUGUAUUUGUCGUCACCGGCAGAUAUGAUGAAUAUGUUCGGGGACGGAUCCGUGGAUGUUGCGGCCCUUUUUUCUGGCGCGUCUGAUUUCAAUAUGGGUCAGAGUCUUGCUGAACCACAUGAACCGUUGUACGGGCACAUGAAUGGGGGUAAUAAUAAUCUGAUCGCGUCCCCUUAAAACGGUCGCGUGCAUUCUUAUGCAGUCGAGCUGUAUGAUUUAUUGCAGGCUUUUCUAUUACUGUAUUCCCAUUAUUACUUCGUUGUAUGACGCCAGGCUUUCGCGAAAUAUGAUACAUUUGUUGAGA
Molecule: messenger RNA, 2933 nt
Organism: Suillus plorans
Lineage: Eukaryota; Fungi; Basidiomycota; Agaricomycetes; Boletales; Suillaceae
Product: fungal-specific transcription factor domain-containing protein
Exons: 8
Coding region: 170-2806 (878 amino acids)
Biological process (GO): DNA-templated transcription; regulation of DNA-templated transcription
Molecular function (GO): DNA-binding transcription factor activity, RNA polymerase II-specific; zinc ion binding; DNA binding
Source: RefSeq, a predicted model, not a curated record